Molecule: messenger RNA, 6276 nt
Organism: Pectinophora gossypiella (pink bollworm)
Lineage: Eukaryota; Metazoa; Arthropoda; Insecta; Lepidoptera; Gelechiidae
Product: pyridoxal-dependent decarboxylase domain-containing protein 1
Exons: 16
Coding region: 82-2271 (729 amino acids)
Cellular component (GO): intracellular membrane-bounded organelle
Source: RefSeq, a predicted model, not a curated record
GUACGUCAAAACAUUGAAGUGACGUGACGUUUACAAAUUUUAUGUUGCUGUCGUAAAUUUGCGAAAAAAUCGCCACGCAGCAUGGGAGAUGCACCAACUUUGGACACUGAGUCCAAUAAACCUAGCCCUGGAAGCGAGGAACAGCCGGAACUGGACCGGCGUCCCUUUGGUGGGCUGGAGUUCCAGGUUUCGGAGGUAGUAGGCAGACUAGAGGCUGGAGUGAACGCACAGGAUGCUGGGGAUGAGGAGAAGAGGCGGGAACCGCGCAAGAUCAGCGCAGGGUUUUUCGAGCCGGAAGAAACUUCCAUGGAUGACAUUCUAAAGAUUUUGGAGGACCUGGUGUUGAAGACUGACCCUAGUUGCGAGAGCGUGGAGCCGCCGCUUUUGCCUACUGACUCUGUGACGCGGGCGGCGAUCCUGUCUCAUAGUAUUGCGGCCCUAUUCGGGCGGCUGGAGAGAAGUCAUGCAGCGCGACUUGGAGCUCACAUUGCCAGUGAAACCACCCGCUGGAUGGCCCACAUGUUCAGGUUGUCAGACUACAAUGCAUACUACCACCAGGAGCAGCUGGAGGGACUCGUCCGCGUCACUCGCAUGCUGCUGCACCACAGAUACCCUCGAUACUUGGAGGAUGGAGCUUUAGCGUUCACAAACCGUCUGCCGUGCGUGUACAGCUGCGUGGCCAGUCCGUUGGGCAUCGUACAGCACCUGUGCCGGCAGCUCGGGCUGCCGCUCGCCUGCGUGCGGCCCGUCCCAGCACGAGCACCUGGCCGAGGCAUGGACAUAGAAGCUCUGGAGCGCCUGUGCGAGGAAGAUGUAGCAGCUAACCGUAUUCCGCUACUAGUGCUGGGCGAGGUGGGGGCCCCACCGUUGGGCUGCGGGUCCCCCCUCGCGGAACUAGGGGCCGUGUGCAACAAGCGAGGCCUGCAUUUGCAUGUGAGGGGCCACGCGUUGGCGCUCCCCGCUGCUUUGGGCAGGGAUCAGACGUUCAGUAUAGCGGACUCCGUAACCCUGACACCAGGGCCGUGGUUUGGUGUACCCGGACUGCCAACUGUCACAUUUUACAAGAUACCAGAACCUAUCACAGUUAACGACCAAGCCAAAGGAGUAAACGCUGCGGGCAGCCGCGAGGGCGCGCUGGCCGCGCUGGCGGGGCUGGCGGGCGGCGGCGCGCGGCUGCCGGCGCUGCCGCUGUGGACGUGCAUCAAGGCGUGCGGCGCGCGCCGCCUGUGCUCGCGCCUGCACCACGCCUUCCGCUCCGCGCGCACCGCCUACGCCACCGUGGCCAACGCGCAGCUGAGGCUCUUGAGCGAAAGACCUGGAGGCGACGAACCACCGACAGUAGACAUAGUGGACGCGAUAAGUCAAGCGUCGGCGUGUGUAGCGUUCCAAUUCGCGCCCCCCGGUGUGGAGAAGCCGCCGCCUUACUACGACAAGCUCAACUCUUGGUUUGGACAAGUGUUGCAGAGAGAGGCUGAUAUGAUCAGCAUAGAAGUCUGCGAGACGGAAUCCCACGGCGUGGUUCUGCGCUACUGCCCCCUAGAAGGUUCCCUUCUAGAAGAGCAGCAGGUUGGAGCGUUCGCCAGCAUUAUAGAAGCUCAGCUGCACGUCCUAGAAGCUACUGUGGAGCUCCGCGAGCCUUUCCAGAAGAUGGUGCAGGAACAUCCCACGUUGAGGCUCGUGCACGUGCCGGGGUGGGCGGGUCUAGGCGGCGUUCGAUACGUACCAGUAGGUUGGGAAGACGCGUCAAAUGACGAACUCAACUCACUGAACAGACAACUAGUCACGCAGCUGCGGGCCACAGACGGGGCGUUCUCGUGCGGCGACGGCGACGACGGACUUGCUUGUGUCAGGUUCGGCAUGGUAACAGCAGACUCGGAUGUGGACGAAUUACUGGAGCUGGUGCUGUCAGCCGGCAAAGAGGUGGAGGAGAGCUCUCGGGCGCUCACCAACAUGACUGAAGUACUCAAGAAAGGCAUAGAAGCGGCCCAAGCGGACAUCGAGCGCGAGAACGCGGAGCGGCUGUGGCAGGAGGGGCUGCUGCGGCGCGUGCCCGUGGUGGGCCGCGUGGUGGACUGGUGGGCGCCCGCCGCCGUGCCGCCGCCGCCCGGCCGCCGCCUGCAUCUGGCGCACGGCACGCUGCAGCCCACCACCGACCUCUACCGAUACGUGAAAAAUAAGAAAGAGGAGGCUGCGCGAGCGCACUCUCCGUCGCGGCAAGCGCCCGCCGCCGAGCCCGCAACCCCCGCCGCGCCGCAGCCCGCGCCGCACUGACGAUGCACACGACCUUCAAUUACGCAGUAUAAGUAGGUAUGAUAAACAAUUCAAAAGCCAUUUGAUUUGACCUUAACUAAACAGCUAUUGCAAUAUCAUUUUAUAGCAUACCUAAAAUAUAUAUAAAAAAAUAGAAUAUACUUUUAAGCUCGACUGGAAAUGUGAAAAAUAUAGCAAAACAUAUUCAAAAUCAAUUUUGGUAUUGUCAAUUGCCAUUGAUCGCCUAUCGGACGGUUCACGUUGUUAAAAAAAUAAGUUGUUUUACAUUUCUGGUUGUGCUAAUAUUCUUGCGAUCCUUUCAAAUAUUAUGUUAUGUUCUAUACCAGUGAAACCGUCACAAAAUUACAAUAUUGUAAUUUACACUGCUCUUUAUUGCAGCUUUUAUAUCCUUACAUGUGCAAUUUAAAAAUUAAAUGUAAUUCUUAGCGCACUAACCCUACACAUUUAAUAUUUUAUUGAAUUACAAGUUAUUGACGCCGAUUCCUGUAGACACCACCUAAUUUUAAGUUAUACCUGUCAUUUUCUUAUCUGCCGAAAAAGACGGGUAAUCGACUGGCAUAAAAUUAAUGUAACACACGUCAAAUUUAGGCAGAAAUUAAAAAAACCCUUCCAAAAUUUUAUAUUGACCAAUAACCCGACAGAAUUAAGUUGACAACACACGUCAAACGGGUUGCAUAUGAGAGAAACGUCUAUUUUAUUCGCCCGGGUUAUUAAUUCAUUUUAAAAUUAACAGUAGUCAAUCAUCCGUCCCUUUCCUUUUCGGUAGGAUGUGUCUGCAGGAAUCGGGGCCAUUACAAACAUAUAACCUAUCUACAGGUAAAUCUUCAUUAUAAGGUGCUUAGAUUUACAUUAAGUAUUUUUAAUAUUCCGAAGCAAAUAGCAGCUGUUUAAUUUUCUUAUUAAAAUGUAAGUUUUAUGUUUCUAUUGAUCGUGUAAGGUGAACCUAAAAUGUUGGCAAAAGUAGCGAUAAAAUGAUGCAAUAACUGGAGGAGAAAUAUUGGUUGUCUAAAAUGACGAUAAAAACGUUUUUAUUUAGUAUUGGCUAGGUACAUGAACAGUGUUUUUAUUACUUUAGUUAUUGAAGUGGUUUCACACAGAUUAGGAAAAUGCGUUCUAUGCAUUUUCCUAUGCUUUUAUCCUUUUAUGUCACUUAGAACCGUCAUUUGCUACAGUGAGAUAAUGCGACCGCACGCGGCGGAGUCGACGAGGCGGUCGGAGAGCGAUCGCAAUCCCGCUCUUUAUUUCGCUCUAGCAAAUGACGGUUUUGAGUGACAGAAAUUAAUAAAAAUUAUAUUCAAAAAUAUUUAUUAUUUAUUUGUUCUUAUUUAAUUGCCUUACAUAGUUAGCGCUUUUUAUUUUAUGUCCCGAUUUUGUUUAAAGAUUACCAGUGCUAUAUUAUUUACUUAAGUAAUAACUCCGAAAACUAAAGGAAAUAAAAUACUGUUCAUAAAGCACAAGUGUUAUUGUAAAGUGCCAAGGCCAGUGGUGUGAUAAGAUGAUGGUCGAAAUGAUAGUUGAAUACUGAAACCCUAAUUUAAAAUAUUUACUGAAUAGUGAAUAUUCGUGUCGAAUCUGGCCGACGAAAUUAAUUUUAUUUUGACAGUUCUUAAACCAGUUCUAUCUCUUUCUUGCGGUAAUUAUAAGCGAAGGACAGCACCAUUUUUAGAGAAUAAAGUUUUGUUGUUCAGUUUUUUUUUAUAAUAAUAAUUGGCAACACUGAGUUUGAUGACGUAGGGCGCACUUGAGGCCGGUAUCGAUCAUAUGUAUGAAACGCGCGCGCCGCGACGCAGCCACUGUCGUCGUGAACGAUUCCAUACAAAUGUAUGCGUUUGAUCACAUCACACGUCUACAGUAUAUAAAUUAUCUUAACCUUAAAAGUAAUAGGUACUUCAUUUUCUUAUAUAUUGUUUGGGGUUUCCGUAUUCAGUAAUUGUAUCUAUUAUUUGUAAUUUUAAAGCUCAUUAAUCUAUAGAAAUGUAUUUUAACGUAAAUUAUCCCAAAAAUGCCUUUAAAGUUAAAAUAAGUUAGAGUAACAUUGAGUAAAAUUCGUACAAUUAGAUUAUUGAUUAGUGUUCGAGAGAUGACGUUUGGGCAUUGGACAGGGAAACGAGUAUAAACCUUAAAAAGUAUGAAAAUAAUGGUGCUAAUUCCUGUAAAUACCAUCUAAUUUUAUUUUAAGUUAUAUCUGUCAUUUUCUUAUCCGCCGAAAAGGAAAGGGACGGGUAAUCGACAAGCAUAAAAUUUAUGGAACACACGUCAAUUUUAAGCACAAAUCUAAACCAACCGUCUAAAAAUUUUACACCCGUCAAUAACCCGACAUAGUUAAGUAGACAGCACGUCAAACGGAUUGCAUACCCGCGACGUACCUUUUGAUUCGCCCGGGUUAUUCAUUCAUUUACUCAUUCUUCCUAAAAUUAAGAGUUGUGAAUCAUCCGUCCCUUUCCUUUUCGACGGAUAUGAAAAUGACGGAUAUAACUUAAAAUAAAAUUAGGCGGUGUCUGCAGGAAUCGGGGCCAUUGUCUAUGAAAGCAACAACCAAAUACUUCCCUUUCCCAAAUUCAUUGCCCAAAAAUCAUUUUAAAAAUAUAUUGGCAAAUCCAAUUCAAUUUCCUAAUCCUAAUUUUCGUUUCAGUAUUGUAUAUUUAAAGGAAUACUAACAAUGUAUAAAACGUAUAUUUAGUUGAAUUCCUGUAAUGGAUUUGUAUAAAAAUAAAAUUAUUCCACUUAGAAAUUGUUAGUGUAUUUUGUAAUGUUAUGGUGCAACAUUUCUUUUAUUUUAAACAAAAUUGCGACGUCGUUUUGUGAAAUUGACUAAUUCUUUGUUUUGAUUAUAUUGUGAUUGAUCAAUUGCUUCUGUAAAAAACAGGACCUGUCAAAUUCUCAGGUUCGGGAAGCGGCCGCUGUGAAAAACGGGAUAAUGGCAACUAGGUAGUUGCCGUUACCUACCUACGAAUCUUAUCAGCGAGAUCUCUAACCGCUCGCCGUAUCUUUAGCUCUUUAAGCUUUAGUUUCCAUUUCAAUCAACAUCUCUUCAAUAAGCAAGUUUCCAACUAGUCAAAUCAGUUACUUUUUAUUAAACGUCAAAACACGAAAUUACUAUGGAAUCUGUAUGAAAAUGCAACCCGUGACGUCAUAGAAAAACGUGACAAAAUGUCGCACUUUUCCUGUAUUAAAAUUACAUUUUUGUGUAUUAAAAUUCAUUAAUAAGUGAAAUAUAAAGAAGAAAAAGUUUUUUGUCAUCUUUAUUUGGUCUUUCUUUCUUUAUCUGAUGAUCUAUAUUUAGUAAUCAGAAUUUCAUAAUUUAUCUUUGAACUAGGAAACUACCUAAUUUUUUGAAAAUUCAGCCAAUCACAUAAUAGGAUUUAUAUCCUGAAACGGACUGAGUCUCCAUAUCCAUCAACCAUACUGUUUUAUGAUUGUUAGCAAUUGAUCAUCUAGAAAGUACUUUUUUGUCAAAAAAAUGAGAAGUUUUUAUUUCGUCAUUAUUUUAUUAUAAGUCAUUUAUUUUAUUACUGUCAUUGUGUAUGUUGUGUACCUAUGUGAAACCGUGAUAUUGUAUUUUGGUACAAAGAUUUAUGUAUAUGUGUAUAGUUUAAUAUUAUUACUUUUUUAAUUACGUCAAAUCUAAAAUGUUUUGUAAUAAUUUGAAGAGUAACAGUAGUUUUGUGUUUUAUUAUUUUUCUCUUGGAAGAUUUUUUGUUUGUAAAAGUUAUUUAAUAUGGAAUUAAAAUCUAAUAUGUUCCAAAGAUACAUUGUCAACUUUGCCACAAAAUAAAUAAUUACUUUGUUACAUAGGUAUGUGUAGGUAAUUCAUGAAUAUCAUUUAUUCCUUUAUUAACCAACAGUUUAUGUAUAAAUAAAUACAUUCACUCAAUAGAAAUGAAUCAUACUAAAUUAAUUUAUUGCAAAUUUUAUUACAACUAAUAAUGCAGUUGGUAAUGUAAUUUAUUUAAAAUAAGCUAUUGAAUGAUUGAUUACAAAGUAAAGUUAUACAAUGUUACUGAU